This is a messenger RNA of Xenopus laevis (African clawed frog), 929 nucleotides long. It is a transcript of the gene tmem244.L, whose product is annotated as transmembrane protein 244-like. The record is from RefSeq and is a predicted model, not a curated record. Bases 26 to 616 code for a protein of 196 amino acids. NCBI's taxonomy places the organism in Eukaryota, Metazoa, Chordata, Amphibia, Anura, Pipidae. The transcript is spliced from 7 exons.
CUCACAGAUAUUGUCCAGCGUUGCCAUGGAAACAGGUGCCCGAGGAUCCAGGAGCAGGAAGCUGCGAGUUGUAGGAGGUUCGCUUGAAACAGCUAGAGUGCUUUGCUACUGCACCGCGUUGAUAUUCCAACUAUACCUUUCUUCUGAGAAUGUUCAUAUGGCUCUCAAGAUCAAAGUAUUAGAGACAAAGAUUGUUCUUCAGAACCUUCUCAUUUGUGCUGCAGUUUUCUACACAGUGUUCUACUUAUUACAUAUCAUUUGUUUCAUAGCACUCGGUUUGGACAGCUUUGAUGAACUAGGGCCUUUUGAUUUUAAAGAAAAUCCAUCUUGGCUAAACAAAAAAUACCUUGCUAAUUUAAUUUCUCUUGAGGUUACCUUUACAAUUUGUGGUCUUAUCUUUGCAUUGCUUGUGGAAGAAUGGAUAUGGGAUUAUGCUUGUACAAUUACUUUGAUCCAUGUUAUCAUAACCUCACUAGUUAAGAUGGAGUUUCCUCUUGAGGCCCAUUGGUGGACAUCUCUAGGUAUUGGUUUAACAGCAAUGAUUUGUGAAGGACAAAUCCUGGCCUACCUGCUGUUCAGACACAACUUUAUCUAUCCAGUCCUUGAUGAUUUCUAAAAGUGACACAAGCCUUUUACCUCUGAAAACUGUGUUUUAUUUAAAAGAAGAAAAAAAUAUGGCUUUACAACAUUACUUUGCUUUUUGGAAAAAAAAAACUUAUGUGCCUUCUAAUAUAUUUGUUUAUCAUUAAACAAGCCUGUCAGUGAAGUGUGUUUUGUACAUUUGUACUACACGAGCAACAUAGUUAUUGCAAAAAAUGCCACUUACUGGAAUACAGUUGUCUGAUAAAAUAUUUAUUUUUGUCUGAAAAAAUGCGUAAUAUUGUUUAUUGUACAAAAAAAACAAUGGCUGAAUUUAGUGUUUGGCUUAA